Messenger RNA from Entamoeba invadens IP1, 705 nucleotides. RefSeq lists its product as hypothetical. Bases 1 to 705 code for a protein of 234 amino acids. The record is from RefSeq and is a predicted model, not a curated record. The transcript has 2 exons. Lineage: Eukaryota; Evosea; Mastigamoebida; Endamoebidae.
AUGCAAGACAAGCCCAAUCUUCAAUGUAGCUGUUGUCUAUGUCAAAAAAGUCGUUUAUUCCAACUUGCAAAUCCAAAGAUUAAAACGACAAAGUUAUGUGUUUUAAUCUUAAAAUCGUUGAAAAUGCUUCACCCGGAACUUGAAUGUUUUUCGAUCAAGACGGACAUCGCAGAUUUUAUUAAAGAUCACUGGGGGCUUUUGAUUAAACUGAAAUUGUUUCAGUCCGUCCAAUAUAAAAAGAGUCUUUUAGACGCUCUCAACCACUGUCCACAAAUCGAAUGUGGAAAGGAUUUUUGCCACGACCGCGGUUAUUACAGGCUGAAGGAGGGAAGCUCCGCAAAAGACAAAAGUGACGACAAAGACGAGCUCCUCCCAAAAAUUAAAACACCGAAACAAGAGAAAGAGUGUGUCGUGGGGAGCGCAAAAAAUGAGAUUCAAAAUCUAACACUAAAUGCCCCGCCACAGCGUGGCGGGGAAAAUAGUGUAGAAGAGAAAUUGGAAGUCAGUAAGGAACUGUAUAGCUGCUACGACGACCUACAACGACAAGUCAAUCAGGGAGUUAAAGUAUUUAGUUGUUUAUACGGGAAAUAUUUAGCGAAUUUGGAUGUCAAAAGGAGUGAUCUUGUUCGAGAUAUAUUAGAACAUCAGACCGAAUUGUUCCACCUUUUUGGAAAGAGGAAAAUGGAGUGGUGUACAUUCAACUAA